AUGUUUUCUUCUACCAUUUAUCUCCACCAUCCUGAUUCUUCUCCUCGGCCUUCAAUUAGAGUAGGCGACACCUAUAUCCUGUUUUUCAUUACGGGAAACCCAGGCCUGAUAGAAUACUACCGCACUUUCCUCUCUCACCUCUAUGCUCUGCUAUCCAGCACCGGUUCUGACCAGGCUUCGGCCGGGGCAGACCAAUUCCAGGUGUUUGGGCGGGAUUUGUUAGGAUUCCAAGUUGAACAUGCAGAUCCCGCCAACGGCGCAUCUCCGCCGUACGGACUGGAAGCCCAAAUCGAAGCCACUGAGAAAGCUCUAGACACUCUCGUCAGUGAUGGUACUACGAAUGUCCAGGGCAAUCGCCCAAAGGUUAUUCUCAUCGGACACUCAGUCGGUGCAUACAUCCUGUUGGAGGUACUGCGCCAGCAUAGAGAGAAACUUCGAGAAGAAGCUCCUCAGAAAGCCAUGACGAUCAUCGGCGGGGUCUGUCUCUUCCCUACUGUCACUCACAUCAUGCAGAGUCGGAGCGGGAAGAGCGCUGGUGUAUGUAAAACUCCAUAUCUAAGCUAUCUGUCUGUCUUUGGUAGAGUUGCGAGACAUGCUGAGCUGUCAAUAUGCUGGCACUGUGAUCUUGAGCCAAAGUCUUACCAUUGCGUACAGUUUUUACUUUGCCGUCCAUACUUUGCUCGCGCUGCUGGUCUCAUCGCACAGCUGCUUCUAGUUUUCGUACCGAGCGUACUACUACGUCUCCUUAUCCACAUGGUGACAGGAUUCCCAGCUGAUGCAGUGGCAACGACCGCAGCAUUUGUGAGGAGUAAAUGGGGCGUGAGACAGGCACUACAUAUGGCUCGUGAUGAAAUGCUGUCUAUCACGACAGACGCAUGGGACGAGGAGGUCUGGGGUGCGGCCCAUCCAUCGCCAACCUCACAUCCUCGCGCCCAACUAAGAUUUCUCUUUGGGAAGGGAGAUCAUUGGGUUGCCGAAGAGACUAGGGACGACUUGAUUCGCACAAGGGCUUCUAAAGAAGACACUGAGCUAGAAGAGGCGUGGAAGCCUAAAAUGGAAGUGACCGAGGAAGGCUGGCCGCAUGCCUUUUGCAUUCGGCAUAGCGUUCCAGUAGCAGAAAAAGUAGCAGUAUACGUUCGCGAUAUUAUACGUGGGGACAAACAAGACGUCGAUCUGCACAAGUGA
Mytilinidion resinicola is the source of this 1185-nucleotide messenger RNA. RefSeq lists its product as uncharacterized. The transcript is spliced from 3 exons. NCBI's taxonomy places the organism in Eukaryota, Fungi, Ascomycota, Dothideomycetes, Mytilinidiales, Mytilinidiaceae. The record is from RefSeq and is a predicted model, not a curated record. The coding region runs from base 1 to 1185 and encodes 394 amino acids. Gene Ontology annotation, molecular function: lipase activity. Gene Ontology annotation, biological process: lipid storage. Gene Ontology annotation, cellular component: lipid droplet.